UGCGCGUUGGAGGCCCGAGCGGCCCAGCCCGCGGCCCGCUCCGUGUCAGUCAGUCAUGGAGCGGCCGCCCAGAGCCGCCGCUGCGGGGGCGGCAGGGCGCGGGGCGCGGGGGCCCGGCUGAGCCGGCCGUCGGAGCGAGACCCUGCGGCAGAGACGACGGAGGCGGAAGCAACCCGAUCCUGGAGGCGGCGGCGGCGGGAGGAGCCGGAGCCGCCUGGGAUGUUCAGUCAUGAAACGAGUGCGCACCGAGCAGAUUCAGAUGGCAGUGUCCUGCUACCUCAAACGCCGGCAGUACGUGGACUCCGAUGGUCCCCUGAAGCAAGGACUGCGGCUCUCACAGACUGCUGAGGAGAUGGCGGCCAACCUCGCAGUCCAAUCAGAAUCCGGCUGUGCCAACAUAGUGUCUGCAGCCCCUUGCCAGGCAGAGCCCCAGCAAUAUGAAGUACAGUUUGGACGCCUACGGAAUUUUCUCACUGAUUCUGAUUCCCAGCAUAGCCACGAAGUGAUGCCUCUCCUCUAUCCUCUCUUUGUCUACCUCCAUCUCAACCUGGUCCAGAAUAGUCCGAAGAGCACAGUGGAAAGUUUUUACAGCCGCUUCCAUGGAAUGUUUCUGCAGAACGCUAGCCAGAAGGAUGUCAUUGAGCAGCUACAGACCACUCAAACCAUCCAGGACAUCCUGUCUAACUUCAAGCUUCGAGCAUUCCUAGAUAACAAGUACGUGGUCCGUCUCCAGGAAGACAGCUACAACUACCUUAUCCGCUACCUCCAAAGUGACAACAACACCGCCCUGUGCAAGGUCCUCACCUUGCAUAUCCAUCUUGACGUGCAGCCUGCCAAGAGAACAGAUUACCAGCUCUAUGCCAGUGGCAACUCCUCUCGAAGCGAGGGCAGCGGCUUAGAGCCCACUGACAUGCCCGCCCCUAUUCUGCAGAACGAGGCUGCCCUGGAGGUCUUGCAGGAGAGCAUUAAGCGCGUCAAGGAUGGCCCUCCCUCCCUCACCACCAUCUGUUUCUAUGCCUUCUAUAACACAGAGCAGCUGUUGAACACUGCAGAAAUCUCCCCAGACAGCAAGCUGCUUGCUGCUGGGUUUGACAACUCCUGUAUAAAACUGUGGAGUUUACGAUCCAAGAAGUUAAAAUCAGAACCCCAUCAAGUAGACGUGUCCCGCAUCCACUUGGCUUGUGACAUUCUGGAGGAGGAGGAUGAUGAGGAUGACAAUGCGGGCACAGAGAUGAAGAUACUACGGGGACACUGUGGACCAGUGUACAGCACAAGGUUCCUCGCAGACAGCUCAGGGUUGCUCUCUUGUUCUGAAGACAUGUCCAUUAGGUACUGGGACCUCGGGAGUUUCACCAACACUGUGUUGUACCAAGGACAUGCCUACCCUGUGUGGGACCUGGACAUUAGCCCAUAUAGCCUGUACUUUGCCAGUGGGUCCCACGACCGCACCGCGAGGCUGUGGUCAUUUGAUCGGACGUACCCACUGAGAAUAUAUGCCGGCCACCUGGCAGAUGUGGACUGUGUCAAAUUCCACCCUAAUUCAAACUACUUAGCCACAGGCUCGACCGACAAGACUGUCCGGCUGUGGAGUGCUCAACAGGGCAACUCGGUGAGGCUCUUCACGGGCCACCGUGGCCCCGUGCUCUCUCUUGCCUUUUCUCCCAAUGGUAAGUACUUGGCGUCAGCUGGCGAGGACCAGCGGCUGAAGCUAUGGGACUUGGCCUCCGGGACCCUUUAUAAAGAACUGAGAGGCCACACGGACAAUAUCACCAGCCUCACCUUCAGUCCGGACAGCAGUUUGAUCGCGUCUGCGUCCAUGGACAACUCCGUGCGCGUCUGGGACAUCAGGAACACUUACUGCAGUGCGCCUGCCGACGGUUCCUCUGGGGAACUCGUGGGUGUGUACACUGGGCAGAUGAGCAAUGUACUCAGUGUGCAGUUCAUGGCCUGCAACCUUCUUCUAGUGACUGGAAUCACACAAGAAAAUCAGGAACAUUAAAUUUUUGUUUUUUAAUCUUUGUGGUAACGGACUGGGGCUGUAGUGGAAAGCCUCCAGGUUGCAAGUCGUAGGACAAAUUGAGAUUGAAUCACUGACUGUGAAAGACUUCCCGCUUCUCCCCCUUCUCCCGUACAGACAUCCUGAGCUCGUCUCCCCUGCACUCAGUCCCCCACGUGUCGAAGGACUGGAGGGGGAAGGUGCUGUGAUUGGACAUGAGAUGGAGCAUGAAGAGGCUCUGGGGGUCGGAUUGCAAGCUCUUACGGAGAUCCCGCCCGUGUCCUCGCGUGAGCACCUUCGUGUCUCUGUCUCAUUUUCCCGUGUGUCAACCCGAGAUGCUGCUUACCUCGCCGCCGGGUGCUGCCUUUGGUCCGAGGAUGGUUGCAGGGCACCCUCACGAGGAGUGGUGCCACGGAUCCCCGCUGCUCAGUCGGCGGGUGCAAGGGGGCUUUCCUGGCGUAGGAAUGCGGGGGUGGGAACUAGGAACGGGGGCGGGCAUCAUCCUGGCGAAAAGUCUUUCCUUUUCCGUAAUUACAGAGAACCAGGAUUUUUUAUUAUUAUAAUUAUAAUUAUUAUUAUUAUUGAGAAGAGGAAACCUAGCACUGGCAGAGGGGCCUUCUCUGCUCUCGUCUUUCAGGUUUUACUCCUGGCACUGGCUGUGAUACUUGGAAUCUUGAGGUUCAGGGAAUUCAGAGAAUUUGGUAGCACAGUGUUUUGGGAGAAAGGGAAACUUUCUGGGUGACGAUGGGUCACUCCGGCUGACAUGUGUCUAGAAGUGGGUGGGUGGGUUGGUUUGAGAAAGUCCUGGGCUCUGGCAGUGACGGUGGGAGAGGAAGAGUCUCCUCAUGGCUGCACUUGUAUGAACAGUUCUCUCCCCGGGAAGGACAGAUGGUGGUAAAGAAAUGAAAAGACUUUGAAGUGAUAAGGCAAAAGAUAGAAUUAGAAGAUGUGAAAUUUCCAAAUGCCCAUUUAUUCGGAGGUGUGGCUCGCUCAGUGUCUUUUCCUCCUGCCAUCAUUCGCUCCCACCUCCUGCAUUGCAAUAGCAGUUUAACGAACACUUUGUGAAACAAACCGUAAGUACAUACGCACGCAUCUAAAACUGUGCUUUGAGGAUAAAGCAAGUUCGAAUUCGUGGAAAAAGGAUUAAAUAUUUCUGUUUUCUGAAAAGAGUUAUUUUGUAUUUUGUUUUCUAUUAAAAUGUAUUUAGUUUCAAAAAAAA
Messenger RNA from Neomonachus schauinslandi (Hawaiian monk seal), 3215 nucleotides. RefSeq names its product TATA-box binding protein associated factor 5 like (gene TAF5L). Gene Ontology annotation, cellular component: histone acetyltransferase complex; nuclear protein-containing complex. Bases 230 to 1999 code for a protein of 589 amino acids. The transcript has 5 exons. NCBI's taxonomy places the organism in Eukaryota, Metazoa, Chordata, Mammalia, Carnivora, Phocidae. Gene Ontology annotation, molecular function: transcription coactivator activity; protein binding. Gene Ontology annotation, biological process: regulation of DNA-templated transcription. The record is from RefSeq and is a predicted model, not a curated record.